This is a messenger RNA of Acanthopagrus latus (yellowfin seabream), 4246 nucleotides long. RefSeq names its product adenosine monophosphate deaminase 2b (gene ampd2b). The record is from RefSeq and is a predicted model, not a curated record. Bases 267 to 2750 code for a protein of 827 amino acids. Gene Ontology annotation, molecular function: AMP deaminase activity. Gene Ontology annotation, biological process: AMP metabolic process; IMP salvage. Gene Ontology annotation, cellular component: cytosol. NCBI's taxonomy places the organism in Eukaryota, Metazoa, Chordata, Actinopteri, Spariformes, Sparidae. The transcript is spliced from 19 exons.
CUGCCCGCCGCUGCAGUGUGUUUUUGUACCCUGCUCAGUCUGUGCGUGUGCGUGCGUGCGUACGCGUGUGUAUGUGUGUGUCAUUGCUACAGCUCGGGCACGAGACUCUGUCGGGGGGCUGUUUCGCUGCAGAGGGAUGCUCCGCAGCCCCGCACUGAACCAACCGGACUGGAAAUCCCUGCUCACAGCUCUCCGGCGCUCCGUCCUCCGCAGCUCUGACUCACUCAGCUCUCCUCGCCGAGCUGAACCGCACUCAACCCGGGAACAUGUCCUCCAACCUGCCCGCCGGGACCGCAGCCGCGGCCAAAAGCAAGCCGCUGUCCCCGUUCAGGAAGCGUGGCAGCCUGCAGUACACAGCCAGCACAGUUGAUCUCCGUGGUCCUCGCCACCUCCUCACUUCCCAGCAUUCCUUGCCUGGCAUCCCAGUGGCACUGAAACAGUCCAUUGACCUGCGAACAUCCAUGGACGGGAAGUACAAGGAGAUUGCUGAGGAGCUGUUCUCCCGCACUCUGGCGGAGAGUGAGAUGCGCAGCGCCCCCUAUGAAUUUCCAGAGGACAGUCCCAUCGAACAGCUGGAGGAGAGACGUCAGCGCCUCGAGCGACAGAUCAGCCAGGAUGUCAAGUACGAACCCGACAUCCUAUUGCGCGCCAAACAGGAGUUCAUGAAGACUGACAGUGCAACAGAUCUCGAAUACAUGAAGGAGCAGAGCCAAGCUCCCGACCUGCAGGAGAGAGAGCCGAUUCCAGAGAGAGAGUACCAGAGAGUCAGUAUUUCUGGAGAGGAGAAAUGUGGGGUUCCCUUCACAGAUCUGUUGGAUGCUGCCAAGUGUGUGGUGAAAGCUCUGUUCAUCAGACAGAAGUACAUGGGCCUGUCGCUGCAGAGCUUCUGCAGGACCACCGCUCGGUACCUGCAGGAGCUGAGUGAGAGACCUCUGGACCUCGAUAUCUAUGAGGAGGAGAUCCCAGAGACCACAGCCACAGCUUAUGCCACAGUGCACCCACCUGUUUCAAAAACACACCCGUAUGAGAACCUGGACCCUGCCAGCAUGCCCCCCGACAUGGGUUAUGGCUGCAAGAUGGUGGAUGGUGUCAUGCAUGUGUACACGACGAGGAAAACUAUGGAAAAAGGCACAGAGCUGGAUCUGCCAUACCCAGACCUGCAGGAGUACAUCGCUGACAUGAACGUCAUGAUGGCCCUCAUAAUCAACGGUCCAGUAAAGUCCUUCUGCUACCGUCGUCUGCAGUAUCUUAGCUCCAAGUUUCAGAUGCACAUCCUGCUGAAUGAGAUGAAAGAGCUGGCAGCGCAGAAAAAAGUCCCACAUCGAGACUUUUACAAUAUCCGUAAGGUCGACACGCACAUUCAUGCUUCGUCCUGCAUGAACCAGAAGCACCUCCUGCGUUUCAUCAAAAGGGCCAUGAAGAAAUAUCCUAAAGAGAUUGUGCAUGUGGAAAGAGGCAAAGGUCAGACACUGAUGGAGGUGUUUGAGACCAUGAAUCUGACGGCCUUUGACCUGAGUGUGGACACCCUGGACAUGCACGCAGACCGCAACACUUUUCAUCGCUUUGACAAGUUCAACGCCAAAUACAAUCCCAUCGGCGAGUCCAUCCUGAGAGAGAUCUUCAUCAAAACAGACAACUACAUCGAGGGAAAAUACUUUGGUCACAUUAUUAAGGAGGUGAUGGCCGACCUGGAGGAGAGCAAGUACCAGAACGUGGAGCUCAGGCUGUCGAUCUACGGCCGCUCGAGAGACGAGUGGGACAAACUGGCCAAGUGGGCCGUCAAACAUGGCGUCUACUCGAAUAAUGUGCGCUGGCUCGUGCAAGUGCCUCGACUAUUUGACGUCUACCACACGAAGAAGCAGCUGUGUAACUUUGAAGAAAUGUUGGCGAACAUCUUCAUGCCUCUAUUCGAGGUUACAGUCGACCCCAGCAGCCACCCAGAGCUGCACCUCUUCCUUCAGCACGUGGUGGGUUUUGACAGUGUGGAUGACGAGUCAAAACCAGAGCAACAUAUCUUCAACCUGGACAGUCCGCUGCCAGUCAACUGGACGGAGGAGGACAACCCGCCCUAUUCCUACUACCUCUACUACAUGUAUGCAAACAUGACGGUGCUGAAUCACCUGCGCAGGCAGCGGGGGUUUCACACGCUUGUCCUUCGUCCUCAUUGUGGAGAGGCCGGGCCGAUCCAUCACCUGGUGUCUGGUUUCAUGCUGUCAGAGAACAUCUCCCACGGGCUGCUGCUCAGGAAGGCUCCGGUGCUGCAGUAUCUGUACUACUUGGCCCAGAUAGGCAUCGCCAUGUCUCCUCUCAGCAAUAACAGCCUGUUCCUCAGCUACCAUCGCAACCCUCUGCCAGAGUACCUGUCCAGGGGCCUCAUGGUCUCUCUGUCCACGGACGACCCUCUGCAGUUUCACUUCACCAAGGAGCCGUUGAUGGAGGAGUAUAGCAUUGCUGCUCAGGUGUGGAAGUUGAGCUCCUGUGACAUGUGUGAGCUGGCCAGAAACAGUGUGGUUAUGAGCGGGUUCUCGCAUAAGGUGAAGAGCUCCUGGCUCGGCUCGAAGUACAUCAAGGAGGGGCAGGAGGGGAACGACAUCAGGCGCACCAACGUUCCUGACAUCCGCGUGGCGUACCGGUAUGAGACCAUGUGUGAGGAGCUGAAUUUAAUCACACAGGCCAUUCGCACAGAUGAGCUGGAGACCAUCGAGGAGGAGGGCAGUCUGUGUAUGGGAGCUGUGCAGGGAGAGAAGUGAAACAUGAGGCACAACACAAACUGAUUUCACUACAUUCCCUGUUUUCAUAUCAGGACUUUGUUCAGAUUUGCAUAUCAACAUAUCAUGCGUAUGAAAAGAGAAAAGCUUGUUUUGUGAAGAAAUGAUGAGAGUUGCUACGGUGACUGUAUGAGAGAGGACCUGUAAUCUGUGUACCCAACAUGUUCCCUUUCCUUUAGAGUCAUUCUUUGUGUAAUCUGUCAUGGUGAUUUCACGAUGUCUCGAUCUAUUUAUUUGAAAAUUAUUAUAUUUUCAUGGUUUCUGACUAUAUUUUGUGAGAGUUUCUGUACAAAGUCUGUAUUUCCUGUACGAUGCACUGAAUAAUAGUGACAUUCAAGAUUCAUCCCAUUAAUAAAAUGUUGUAACUGGAUGCUACACUGACCGAUUUAAAUCAGAGACAAUCCGGACAAGUUAAAGAACCUUUUAAUUAGGUGCAGGGCUAUAGCGACCAUGGAGGACACUGAGGUCAUGUUUUUAACAUCUUUUGUGGUGGCCUUGAGGGAGUUAAUAUUCCACAGAUAAAAACAUAAGACAUGGAUAUUUUAUUUGGUUCAUUACAGUAUUUCUCAUCUGCAUACUUUAUAUACAUUUGUUGACUUUACAUGCAAAAAAUGAAGAAAUGUGAAGUGUGGAGAAAACUUUCAAACCACGUAAUAAUGGGGGAUGAAAGAGUAAGACUUGAAUAAAGUGUGAAAAAUCCAGACUAUAAAAUAACUUUCUGGGGGGUUUUGGGGGGGGUUGAUGACCUCAAUGUCUUGGCUACGGCCCUGACAACCUAGCUAAUAUAACAUUUUGCCACAAAAUGUGUCUAACGUGAUGCAAGAAUGUUCUCUGCAUGAAUAUUUGGCUUUUUGGUUGACAUUUUCUGCGUCAUCGCCCACAGAACAAUACCUCACUGAACAUACCUCACUGACUGCCAGAAAAAUCUGUACUCCUGCAACUGGUGAUGAUAUUAACAGCAUAUUUCCCACAGCUGCUCCCUGUCAUAUUCUUGCUACUUUCACCGUCUUUACAGUGAUUCAGUAGGGUUGCGUGAAGGCAUUUCAAUAUUUGUUCCUGGUGUGCGCUAAUGCUUCUUGGUUGUCAUUGUAUUACAACUUAUUUUGUGACAUUGUUUCUGCUGACAGUCUGAUGCCGUCUGUCUGUUACAUGCAGAUAUUUAAAACACGUACAUUUCUGAUCCAUAGUACAGUAAAUGAUGCAUGAUCUGUUCCCUCAGAUUCCCUCACUCCACACACAAGUUCAACCAGUGCCAAAUUCAUCAUGACCUCAACAUAUUUUUGAAGGAGUGAAAGUUGAUGAACUUGACAAACCCUUUUCAAAGUCCUGCCUUCAGCUUGGGUCCUGAAGUUACCCGUGGAGCUACGUGUUGUCAUUCAAAAGCACUGCGUGUUCCUCCCAGAGAAUUAUAUGUGCUGUUUGUGAAAUUUUAUUUAAAGAUUUUUGUGUCUCUGAAAAAUAAAUGUUGUUCACACUGG